Phytophthora sojae is the source of this 2298-nucleotide messenger RNA. RefSeq lists its product as hypothetical. Gene Ontology annotation, biological process: dephosphorylation. Gene Ontology annotation, molecular function: phosphatidylinositol-3,4,5-trisphosphate 3-phosphatase activity. The record is from RefSeq and is a predicted model, not a curated record. Gene Ontology annotation, cellular component: cytosol. The transcript has 3 exons. Bases 1 to 2298 code for a protein of 765 amino acids. Lineage: Eukaryota; Oomycota; Peronosporomycetes; Peronosporales; Peronosporaceae.
AUGUUCAAGCGGCUGUCGGAGCGCUUCCCCGCGGCGGCCACGCGGCUCGAGGCGUACACGGGGACGUCGGCCAGCCACGACGCCAAGACCGCGUCCCCCUCCUCGGACGCCGACACGACCGCCACGUCGCCCCCGUCCCCCGCGCAGGAGUCGGACGGCAAGAGCCCGUCCCCAUCGCCGCCGCCGCCCACGCUCUUCGGCGAGGAGAGUGACGACCCGUCGGCGCACCCGGCCACCCUCAAGACGGCGCUGGCCGAGCGCUUCAACUCGGAGUCGGUCUCGGCCGCGGCCGCCAGCAUGAUGGGCUUCAUGAAGAAGGCGCAGGUGGUGGCGGCCUCGGCGGCCAAGGAGGGCGCCGUCAAGGCGCGCAAGGCGCUGGACGCCGCCGACAUGGACGCGCUGCAGCGCCGCCUGAGCUACGCGCUGGACCGCUCCACGGGCGAGGUGAACCUGGAGCUGCUCAACUUCUCGUACGUCACGGACAGCGUCGUGGCCAUGGGCUUCCCCAACAUGAACCUGGGCACGAACCGCACGCUGCUCAAGGACAACCCGAUCGACCUCGUGGCCAUGUACCUCAACUCAAAGCACGGCGGCCACUACAUGAUCUGGAACCUCAGCGAGGAGACGUACGACUACGCGUUCUUCGACAACCAGGUGCUCGAGUUCAACUUCCCGGGCCACCCGGCGCCGCCGCUCGGGCUCGUCUUCAAGAUCUGCUCGUCCAUCGAGAGCUGGCUGCAGGCGGACGACAAGAACCUCGCGGCCGUGCACUGCCUGACGGGCAAGGGCCGCACGGGCACGGUCAUCGCCUGCUACUUGGCCUGGGUGGGGCAGUUCCCCAACGCCAUGGAGAGCUUGGAGUACGUGGCGGAGCAGCGGAACACGUCGGUCGAGAAGCUCACGAUCCCGUCGCAGCGCCGAUACAUUCAGUACUUCAACAACGUCAUGGACGGAGUGAAGCCGCGGUCGUCGCCGUUGCUGCUGCGCCGUGUGAUUAUCAACACGAUCCCCGUGUUCGAAGAGCGGCGGGUGCUGGAGCCGGCGAAGAAGAACUCGUCCACGGAUGACGGAUCUGAGACGGUGGGCGUCGAGGGCGAGUCUCUGACUACCCCGGCUGCAGCAGCGGAAGGGGACGAGGAGGAAGAAAUGAUUGAAACAGUCGAGGAAGGAUGCUGCCCGUACCUGCAGAUUUUCAAGGGAGGAAAGCUCGUGUUCACAACCACCUGGAAGGACAUGGAGGAUGGCCAUGGAAUUCAGUGGGCUAGCACUGGGGACGGAUCCGUGUCAUUCAACGUGAACUGCAUGCUGCAGGGAGACAUUCUGGUCCGCUGUCGUCAUUUGACGGCUGCCGGAGAGCGCGUUUCGAUGUUCCGUGGCGCAUUCCAUACCGGUUACAUCCCGCAGGGCAUCUUAAGGCUCACCAAGGCGCAGCUGGAUGGUGCUUGUGGCGACCCCCGCUUCGACCAGGACUUUUUCGUCGACUUGAUAUUCGCGGAUGUCGAAACUGAAGGAAAGGCUGCUUCUGCAGAUGCAACGGGUGGUGAAGCGGCAAAUGCCCCCAAGAGUGAGGGUGUUUCUCUGAACGAAGAGGACCGCCAAGCUUACGAAGAUAUGCUUCACCGGGAUGAGGCAUUCUGGCAAGACAUCGAGGAUAGGAAGAAACGACUUCAAAAGCUGCGCGAGGAGCUACAAAAGAAAAAGAAGGCGGAAGCCGAAGCUAGGGCUGCCGCUGAAGCUGCGGCUGCUGCUGCCGCCGAAGCUGAAGCCAAGGCAAAGGCGGAGGCAGAGGCUGAGGCGGCGAAGAAGGCGCAAGCGGCACAGAAGCAGAAUUCGUUCAGUAUUAGUGGCACAGACGAAGACGCUGGAUACGCGGCUAAGGAGAAGAUUAACCGCAAGGGGAGCUGGAAUGAGGAGAAGGACAAGGAACUCAUGAGCGAGCUUGAAUCAUUAACGAGUGGAGCGCUGGCUAAGGCAGCCGAAGCAGGGGUGGAUUUGGAGGAAAAAACCGCCGAUGCAGCAAAGUCCGCCAGCGGAAAGGAUGAUUCUACAGACCUGUCGAAAGAGUUCGACGAGAUGAAGAACUUGGAGAAGGAGCUGGGUCUUCAAUCGUUCUCUAGUGACCUGGCAAGUCUUCCUGAUGGCAAGAUUGAUCCCCAGCUCGAGCUGCUGGAUGCCGAGCUCAAGGGUCUCGAGGGUUUGUCACCGAAGGCCGGCGACGGGACCGACGACGUUAUGAAUUUUGGUGCGGAUGAUUUUGAGGAGCUGGAGGAGUAUUUGAGCGGCCUCUCGACCAAGUGA